This is a messenger RNA of Selaginella moellendorffii, 591 nucleotides long. Its product is annotated as dirigent protein 7-like. The coding region runs from base 1 to 591 and encodes 196 amino acids. NCBI's taxonomy places the organism in Eukaryota, Viridiplantae, Streptophyta, Lycopodiopsida, Selaginellales, Selaginellaceae. The transcript has a single exon. The record is from RefSeq and is a predicted model, not a curated record.
AUGAGAAUGAGCUGUGCAAUGAAGAUCUUCAUUCCCCUCGUUCUAACACUGGUUUUUGCAAUUGCUCCUGCACAAUCGAGCCUCCCAAAUGCGGGAGAAUUGGAUCUAUCAAAGUGCACCGAGGUGAUCCGGUUCUACUUGCAAGACCAGUUCAAUGGGAGCAAUCCGACAACAGCAAUUGUCCUGCCUCCUCGUAACAACGAAACGUUGUUUGGUCAGGUUGCCAUUUUUUAUGACAAGCUGACUACGGAGUCCUCGAUCAACUCCAAGCUUGUGGGAAGAGCCAAGGGUUUUCUGGUGAUAGAUUCGCUGGGCAAAAGCAGCUUUCUCCAGAUCAUGAUGGAGCUGGAAGGGCGGAAAGGUACAAUAGUGCUCCAUGGUCAGAACCCCUUCACUGAGUCCCAAAGGGAAAUAGCCGUUGUUGGGGGCACAGGAGAGUUCAGAAACGUUCAGGGCUACGCAUUAACGAGCACAACUGGAGCUGAACCUGGUGGGCUUAUUGCAAUCUACGAAGUUCAUCUGGUGAGGCUCUGGAAAUGCAUCUGGAAAUGCUUCAACAUGAAACUCAUAUUUUACUAUUUCAUUUUGUAA